AUGUGCGAGAUUGAGGCUCGAGGUUGGCUUAUCGUGGUGCUCUCUGUAUGGCUGGCGCUUAGCACAGCACGUCAACUGUUCGACUUGGUCGGUAAACUGUGGAUACCGAUUGUGUUCAACUUAUUUCAGAAUGUUUAUGGUACUGCUGAAGUCUCAUCUCGUUCUCUGUCUCUUGAAAACCUGAAAUCGUGCAGUGCAAUUCUUCACUCAGUCGUCAAUAUUUUUGCACAUUUUGAAGGAGGAAACGAACACUUCCAGAUCUGA
Messenger RNA from Anisakis simplex (herring worm), 264 nucleotides. The record is from the annotation of a GenBank genome assembly. Lineage: Eukaryota; Metazoa; Nematoda; Chromadorea; Rhabditida; Anisakidae.